UCUGUCUUCCUCCCCCCGCCUUUCUUCGGCCAUUGACGUUGACGGUGGCGAGCUCCCCCAGCGAGAAACCGCGCCGCCGCACCGGCGCCGAUCGAACGCCGGAAGCGAAAGGGCGUCCCGAGAAAAGCUUCCUGCAAAAGGCGGCCGCUUCGCUUUGACGGAGAUUCUCUCCCGGGUUGAUGUGUUGACAAGAGUAGACAGUUCCGCCGGAAGCUGUGAUGCAGUUGAACAUGACUGGGCAGCUCGAUUAGUGAUGUAUGUAGGAAUUACUCUCGGUCUUACCCGUUAACUGGAGCCAGGUAUCUGGUCAAGGCAUCUCGAUGGAAGACUCGCGGCAUAAUUCGAACUUGAACAAAAACCCUGAAACCGCUAGUUUCGUUCCUGGUAAAAAGGUUUCUCAGAAGUCUCUGGUUGCAUCAAGGCCAAAAACAUUCUCUAAGAAUAAAUUCAGUUACAGGCACAUAGCUUCCCUGGGACAUGGCAGAAUUAGUAGCGGUGUAUUUGGUGAUGUAGCAUUCUUUUUGCUCAAAGUUGCAGCUCUAGAAACUGUGAGGAGGUUUUCCAGGGCCAAGUGUCCAUUUGCUUGGCGCAGUCUUCAGGCUUUACAACUUCUCUGUUACCCACCAUUAAAGUGGCUACAGAGAUGGGCUCCCUUCAGGGGUUUGAUAAAAGGCAUGCAGACAUUGUCCAGGCCUCUAUUAGUUCUAUCCGUAGCUACAGCAUUCUCUGAUCAAGAUGAGCCUACGACUGAAAGUUUGGAUGCCGUUAGUGAUUCCCAAGCAUAUUCUAAUGUACGUUCAGAUCCGGCUACUUUGCAGCAUACUUCAGAUACCAAGUGCACGAUCUGCGAUGAAGCUCCUCAGAUUCUAGCAUCAGAAAAUUGGUUAGUCCGUUUGCAUAAAGAACUGGAAGAUCAAGGGAUUACCUUGCCAGAUAGAAUGGAUGAGGAUGAGCUCCAUAGAUUUCAUGUUGCCGCAAAUGGUGACUUCUCAUCCUUGGUGUCCUCAAUUAAGAGGACUGUUCGUUGGAGGGAAACUUACGGACUCCUCACUGAGGAAGAACUUCGGGCUUGGUCGAAUUUACUCUUUUGGCAUGGAUUUGAUUUGAGACAUAGACCAUGUCUCAUUGUGCGGCUUGGCUUAGCUUUCGUCACCUUGCCAUCACACGAGAGACCUCGCUUCUCUCAAGCUAUCAUAUCUCAGGUGGAAUAUGGAGUGCUUCACUUGGUUAAUUCUGAAAGUACCCGAAUUACAGUUGUCGUUGACUGUCACGGUUUAUCUCCAUAUAGAAUUCCCAUGCAAAUAAUGAGAUCUUGUUUAACCCUUCUGCAAGAUCAUUACCCAGGCCGGCUUGGUUGUGUGUUUGUUAUACGACUUUCCCCUGUUUUGCGAGUUAUUGCCCAGACUCUACUACAGGUUCUGAGACCUGCUACCCGAGAGAAGCUGAGGAUUUAUGGAGGGAUUUAUCAGAAGGUUCUUGCCGAGAGUCUUCCCACACUCCCUUUGUAUCUAGGUGGAAAUUGCAGUUGCAAGAAGUGUAGAAUCAUGAACAAUUGCGAUGUGCUUCAGCCUUCUGAGACCGAGAGCCCAAAUUCUGGGGCUGAUUUUUCUGUUGUUGAGGACAGAGAGGAGCAAUGUAAUGUCCAUAAUUAUGAGAGGCUUAGAGACGGCAGCACUAACUGGGACAUGGCAGUGAAAACAGCGAUGCUUGUCAUGCUCAUGUUCCUAGCCCUAGUUACUCUGCUAUCUGACCCAGAGAACCAUCCCUUAUAGUUCUCAUGAGAUAUGCAGCCGGUUGUCUCUGUUAUGGGGACACUUUUUCGAAACUAAGGGAAGGUCCUUUAGGCAAAUUUGUUUUAGCAUUCAUGCCUCCUCUAGUGGAGAUGAGUCUGUAAGCCAAGAGUUUAUGUCAGUAGAGAUUUGUUUUGGUCCUAGUCUGUGUAGAUUUCCUGCGUGGUUUCUUCUGGCAGAUUGCCAGAGUCAGAACGGUUUGUUCUCGAUCAUUGUUGCUUCGGAUUUUGAGAGUUUUUAAUGUGGCCAUGAUGGUAUUGCAGUGUCAAGAUAAAAAACACAAGAGCCAGAGCAGUAAUUGGGUUGUAGAGUUUGUCGGUGAGACGAAAGAAAGAAGCAGAAAGAGAAUGUGCAUAAGAGAGUGAAGAACACUAAGAAGGAAGGAAACGAGGAGGGAGGGAAAGUGGAAAAUUAAGUUGUGGACUAGUCGUCUGUCAAUAAGAGCAGUAGCAUGCACUUGUUAUAUAAGGAUGCUUAGGUGGUGUUCACAGAGACAUAUGUUGCUGCCUAAACUGAAAAAGUGGAGUUACACGUGCAAAAGUGGGCAUGAUACUGCAAGGUCGCAAAAGCCUCUCCUUGUCAUGUCAUGUGGUUGGUGGCAUAAUCUCUCUUCGACCAAUUUGGCCUCUUGAGAUUUACCUGAUGUAACAUGAAUUUUUCCUUUCUUGGGCUGCCAGUAUGUACGGUCUUUAUUGUAAUUAUAGAGCAGCGAACCCCAGGAUAGUUCGUUUCCAGUAUCUGGGAAGCAUUGACUCUUCUUAUGCUCAUUGGGUGACAUUUUUGACUUUA
This is a messenger RNA of Eucalyptus grandis, 2579 nucleotides long. RefSeq lists its product as uncharacterized. NCBI's taxonomy places the organism in Eukaryota, Viridiplantae, Streptophyta, Magnoliopsida, Myrtales, Myrtaceae. The record is from RefSeq and is a predicted model, not a curated record. The transcript is spliced from 7 exons. Bases 321 to 1772 code for a protein of 483 amino acids.